UCCUCGCUGCUCGUCCUGCCCCCCGCGCCGACUCUCUCCCGGCGGCCAGCCAGGUCCGGCCCCCUGGAUUAGCCCGGGCACGGCCUAAGCCUCUUUGCUGCCGCCGCCCCCGGGAUGGCCCGGCAUGGAAGCCAGCGGCGCUGAGCGACGCGGCGGGGAGCUCUGCCUGCAGGUGGGCGACGCCGGCCUGGGUGGCCUCAUCCUGCUCCUGCUGACGGCCCGGCCGGCCCCGGGUGAUGGGGUGGCCCGCGGGGAGCCCCUCGAGCCUGGCGGGCUGCGGGGGCCCCUGGCGCGCUCCCUGCAGCGGGCAGAGGCCAUGCUGCGCAGCUGCGUCUCCCCGGGGCUGCGGCGCCUGCUGGCCCCGCGGCCCCGCCGGCGCGGUGACGGCGACAGCGACGAGGAGGACGAGACCGAGGACGAGGCCGCGCCCAUCGUGACCCCGCUGGAGCAGAGCUUCGCGGGGCUGCGCCGCUGCCUCCGCGUCUGGGAGGACCCUCGCACCGAGACCUUCCAGGGACACGUGCGGCCCCGUCCCGGCGGCGCCGGCGACUUCUCGGAGGACGCGGUGCGGCAGCGCGUGGCCGCGCGGGGGGCGGCCCUGCACGCGCUGCUGCGGCACCGCCACCUGCUCCGCCUGGCCCGCGACUUCGCCCGGCGUCUCAAGGCCUCCUCCGACUUCCUGCGGCGGCUGCUGGCACUGCCGGUGCCGGCGGGACGCGGGGGCCACGCGGGGCCGGCGCUGCGGGAGCUGUGCCUGGAGCUGCGGGCGCACGCGGGGCACUGGGCCGCGCUAAGGCGGAGGCUGCGGGGCGACGCGUGGCUGCGGGCCCUGCCGCGGCGCCGGCGCGAGGCCGUGGCGCACAUGCGGCGGGCGCUGCUGCUGCCGGCGCUCAUGGCCGCGCGCCUGGCCCGGCGCCACGCCGAGGGGUGCCUGCGGGGGCUUGGCUGCCCCGGGACCCCCUGCCCGGCCCCUGAGAGCCUGGCUGGGCUCUUCCAGGGGCUGGAGAUCUACAACCGCGUGGUGCAGGGGCUGGCAGAGGAGCUGGGCCCCGAGGCGGGUCCCGGGGGUGUCCCCCCUCCCUUCACGGUGGACGGAGUGCUGCGGGUGCUGGCGGCCGAGCGUGGCCGCGCCGUGGCCGAGCGGCUCCAGCCCCUCCUGCGGCCCCGGGGUGGGGACAUCAGGGACGGACACGUGUGCUGGGAGGACGUGGCGGUGCCGUGGCCGCCGGGGCACGAUGCUGCGGGGACGGAUGCGGCGACGGACGCAGAAGGUUCCGGAGCGGAGCCGCUGCCAGGGCUGGUGGCCGAGCUGCGAGCGCUGUGCCUGGAGGACGAGGAGCUGACGGGACACGUUUUGGGGGCACUGGUGGCCUCGGCCGACAGCCUGUGGCAGCCGGUGCUGUCUGAGAGCCCUGAGCCCGUGGGGCCGCGCCCGGGCAGCACGGGCGGCUGGAAGUCCGUGCGGUGGCUGGACACCGCCCGGGGCCCCGCGGCUGCCACGCUGGGUGCCCGGUACCGCCCGCUGCUCUGGGGGGCCGCGGGCGCUGCGCUGGGGCACAGCCUGGGCACCCCCCCCGCCACCCUCAGCGCCACCGUCACCGCGGCGCAGGAGCUGAGCCGCGCGCUCGUCGUGGCCCGUGUGCCCCCCGAGUGCCAGGAGGAGCUGGGGGUGCUCUGCCUGCGCCUGAUCUGCCGGAGCAUCCUCUGCAGCUGGGACACAGGGUUUGCAGUCCAGGGUGCAGGCAUGGGUUACAGUGUGGGAUGUGUGUGGUGCUGGGGGCUUCUAACUGUUUUCCCUCCAGAUUUCACCUGUGCCCUGGGCUCAGGGCUGUUGGACAAGUGCUUGGAGGUCCCGGGGGGGCCUCCGGGGCCGGGGUGCAGCCGCACGGCACAGCAGCUCCGGCGCCUCUUCCCAGCCCUGGUGCUGGCCCUGCGCUGCCUGCGCCCGCUGCCCACACACCCACACGCGUCCCCUGGGGUUCCCUGCCUGCGGCUACAGGUGCUGGGCCGGUGUCUGGCGGCGGUGGCGGCUGCUCACGCGUGGCUGACGGGCAGGGCCGGGCGGUACCUGGCAGCCUGGGCACUGCCCCAGUUCCUGCUGCUCACCCAGGGAGACCUACAGGUGCUGAAGGCAGAGACGGAGCAGCUGGUGCUGCAGGUGAGUGGGACCUUCCCAGAGCUGGGGGACACUGAUGGGGACACCCCCCCAGAGCCACCCCACGGGUCCCCGUGGGAGCUCCAGCUGUGCCGGCAGAUCCACGGAGCGGCCAACGACAUCCAGCUCUUCUCCAGCGACGUGCUCGGGAUGUUCUCCAGCAGCUGCAAGCGGCUCUCGGCCGAGAUCUUCGACCAGACGAUGCCGCUGGGCCGGCACUGGCGGCUCGGGCCACGUGCCGAGCUGCCCAGCACCCCCAGCGCGUACGCAGCGGCCGCGGUGCAGGCGGUGCUGGGGCAGGUGCUGCAGGGGGCACAGGCCCUGCCCCGCGACGCCCAAGCACCCACCCUGGCACGGGUCACCACGGCCUUCCUGGAGGCCUGGAUGGACCACAUCCUCACUCACAGGAUCAAGUUCAGCCUGCAGGGGGCCCUGCAGCUGCGGCGGGACUUCGAGGCGGUGCGGGAGCUGCUGUGCUCGGAGCGCUCCGGGCUGGCCCCCGAGGCCCAGCAGGCUCUGCGGGCUCUGCGGGUGUUCCACCACACGGACACGGCCGUGCGCUGCCUCCUGCAGCAGCCGGGGGGGCGCGGCGGCCACCCCCGCGGCUGGGCCGGGCUGCGGCGCUGCUGCUCGGACGAAGGCGCCCACCCCCUGGAUCCGCCCCCAGCCCCGCUGCCUGUGUUGGACCCGCUGGAGGUGGCAGUGCCGCUGCCGGGGCCGGCCCGGCCGGGCGCGGAGGGCGAUGUGCCGGGCCGUGCCCGCGGCGCCGCUGCCGAGCCGCCCUUCCCGGGCAGCCCCCAGCAGUGGCUGUCCCUGCGGCUGCACCGCGCCCGCCGCUGGAGAGUGCCGGGACUGCCCUGCGUGGGCAACAGCCCCGAGGGCUGACACGCAAUAAAACCGCCCCGCCCGGCCCGGCCACCUCUGCGAGGGGGGUACGGCGGAUGGGAGGCUGACAGC
Molecule: messenger RNA, 3112 nt
Organism: Empidonax traillii (willow flycatcher)
Lineage: Eukaryota; Metazoa; Chordata; Aves; Passeriformes; Tyrannidae
Gene: CCDC142
Product: coiled-coil domain containing 142
Exons: 11
Coding region: 125-3040 (971 amino acids)
Source: RefSeq, a predicted model, not a curated record